Messenger RNA from Tachysurus vachellii, 4284 nucleotides. RefSeq names its product limbic system associated membrane protein (gene lsamp). The transcript has 7 exons. Bases 275 to 1297 code for a protein of 340 amino acids. Gene Ontology annotation, cellular component: neuron projection. The record is from RefSeq and is a predicted model, not a curated record. NCBI's taxonomy places the organism in Eukaryota, Metazoa, Chordata, Actinopteri, Siluriformes, Bagridae.
CUGUGCCUCCUCGCGCGGCGAGCGGCGCAUCAUCACGGACCGGAAUCUCUGCGUCUCCUCUGUUUCACUUAUUUUUUUUUUAAUCCCAAACUCGCGGGGUUUUUUUCCCGACCUGCGCUUAACGUUAACGUGAAUCCGCGCCUAUAAGGAGACAGUUUCGGGGCGGUUGCAAAUCCACUCGAGCGCUUUUCAUCACCUUUAUUUCGAGCACGCACAUACUUUCCCGUCCACUCCUCUUCUCUUCUGUCUUUCUCUUGGAUCUAUCACCGCCGUGAUGUCGGUGCGGAGGAGCGCGUGCUGCUGUUCCCACUUGCACGCGACCCUGUUCCGACUGCUGUGUGUUCUUCUACCCGCAGGCUUUCCCGCACGGAGCGUGGACGUUCAGCGCGCGACGGACAACAUCACCGUGCGCCAGGGCGACACAGCCGUCAUCAGGUGUUAUGUCGAUGACAAGGUGUCCAAAGUGGCCUGGCUUAACCGCUCCAACAUCAUCUUUGCCAGUGAGGACAAGUGGUCCCUGGACCCCCGUGUGGACCUGGUGACAAAGGGUCAGCUUGAGUACAGUCUGCGCAUUCAGAAAGUGGAUGUAUACGACGAAGGGCCCUAUACCUGCUCGAUUCAGACCAAGCAGCAGUCCAAGACCUCCCAGGUUUACCUUAUUGUACAAGUUCCUGCCUACAUUUACAAAGUGUCGGAUGACGUCACGGUGAACGAAGGCAGCAACGUCACCCUUAGCUGUCUCGCUAACGGUCGGCCUGAUCCGUCCAUCACCUGGAGGCUGCUCAAUCCAUCAGCUGAGACCCUGGAUGUCGGCGAGUAUCUAGAAAUCUCCGGGAUCAUGCGCACUCAGGCCGGUCGCUACGAGUGUAAGGCUUGUAAUGAUGUCGCUACACCUGACGUCAAAUACGUCAACGUGAUCGUCAACUAUCCACCUUUUAUUAAAGUGGCUAGGAACUCUGAGACACCAGUGGGACGCCAGGGAGUUCUGCAGUGUGACGCCACGGCGGUGCCCAAACCUGAGUUUGAGUGGUACAAAGAUGACAAGAGGCUGUCGAACAUGCAGGGGAUUAAUAUUCACAUCAUUGGCUCUCGCACUGAGCUCGUUGUGGCCAACGUCACGGACGAUGAUUACGGAAACUACACAUGCGUGGCCACCAACCGGCUGGGCAUACACAACGCUAGUGUGUUUCUCUACAGACCUGGAACUGGGAGGGACAUCAACGGCUCAGCCUCUGUGUGUCAGUCAGAGUGGCUUCUCCUCCUUCUUCCUCUUCUCCUGCCUCUACUCAAGUGUUAAUGCUCAGCGCUGCACUUCUUCACCGCCAUGUUCCUUAUCUCUCUCUUCUUCAUUCUUCCUCUCACUCUCUAACUCCCGCCUUUUCCUCUCUCCGUCAGACUGUUUGCAUUUCCAUUCAGCAUAAACCGUGCCUCGUUGCACGCAAAACUAGGUACACUUCCAAUUACAAAAGUUGAACAGCACAGGCUAGUCGUGUGCUUUAGUGUUGUUUUUUUUUUUUGUUUUGUUUUUUUUUUUAAAUGAGGAUUUACGAGACCUAAAAGAAAGCGCCAAAGUGUGCUUUCUUAUCUAAAAUGUUCUUCUUUUACUUGUUCGAUCAUUUACUUGUUUUGUUUUGUCAAAUUAUCUAAAUCUAGUGAGAGCUAUAUAAUGCUGACUGCAAUGAAAUCAACCAACUUGUUAAAGUAACACAAAAUUGAAUGCAUUUAAACACACAUUCCCUUCAGUACGUGUCGAAUGUGUACCAUGAACGUCUAGCAUUAGAAAAAGGAAACGAAGCUUCAUCUAGGCAGCUUAGCCACUAGUGCUUAGCAUCAUUGUCUGGGAGAGAACACAGUCAGUAACUUUCUGAACCUUUCCAAUCUUUGCUAAUUACUGUCAAAAGCAUCUGAACCUCUCCUGAUCUAUAUUAGCACCUCAUUCGGUGUGGGCUAACUAGCUAGCAGAUAUGUAUACAUUAUGCCAGAUGCUAAAGCACUGAAAGGUCUCAAACUUUGAGCUAAAAGUGAAACUUGUUACAAAAAUCUAACAACGUAGUGGGGAAUAUUUGCAUACAAUGGGUCAGGAAAAAGCUUUCGAAUAAACAAAACAAAGUGGUCAUGUCUCACUUCUCGUUAGCAAACGCAAAGAUAGUGAGAUGGCUUAGCUCGCUGCUGUUGAAUCAAAGCGGUUGAAUUUGAAAUGGAUUCGGUUUGUGAGAGCGAUACAUUCUCACAAGUGCAAAUUCUUGAAUUAAAAUAUUGUGAAAUUCUUAAGAGAUUAGCGAUUAGAUAGCUAGAGGUCUAAGGCAUCUUUUCAAAUGAAACGUCUCUUGCUAGAAUUUCCGCAGGUAAGAGUUUAAAUAAAAAGGGAGUCUCUUGUUGCACUACUUGAACAACGAAAUGAGGGCAUGUGCCAAGAGAAGAUUAUUGUGAUUAUUAUGAUUUUGUUUCUCUUUUGUGGUUGUUUUACUCCACAAGUUGUGAUAUGUCAGGCGCCACUAUAACAAAAGCUUAUCGUCUUGGUCAUCAAACCAUUUUAACCCCUUUUUUUGGGGGGAAAAGUUCUGUCACUUUCCCGUAUCCAUUUGUGGAAAAUGUAACAUUCUGCUAAACUGUGUGUGACUUUUUUGGACUGAAAUGUACGACACCAAUGAAUGCUCUGCUUAUUAUUAUUAUUAUUAUUAUUAUUAUUAUUAUUAUUAUUAUUAUUAUUAUCUGAAAAUAAUUCUCCUGACUUUUUGUGAAUUUUUCAAACAUAAGCUCACAAAGCUGAUGUUUUGGGGAUUUUUUUUUUCUCAAGAUUUUAAUUAACGUUGUAUAUAUAUGUACUUGAAUCCAUUGUCCUUAUAUAUAAAUAUAAAUAUAAAAAAAUAUUAAUAUAUUACGUCUAUGUUUCUUAAUAGGCUAGUGGAUUUGUCAAGGAUUAACCUGUAGCGCUGCAUCUUGGUGUGCCCUGUAAGUCAAACCAAUUAGGAGACAAAAAGAUUUUAAUUAUCAAAUAAAAAACACGAUACUGUAACCACUGAUGAAAAUUUGAGCAAGUUUGCCUUUAGCACUGAUCUUCAUAUUUUUGGUUUUUAUAUAGAAAGUAAUGAUGAUUCCAGUACAAAAAAAAAAUGAGAGAAGCUAUGUGCUUGUUCCAAAAAAAAAAAAAAAAAAAGUAAAUGAAAGCUAAUGUGCUGUUCAUGUGAAUUAUAUAAUGUUUGUAAUUCUUUAUAAUUUCACUUACUGUUUGUUAACUAGGCUACAUUUGACGUUUUGUUUAAAUGCAUAAUUUGAAUGUUUUUUUGUUUUAUUCACCCACCCUGUAAAUUCGUUUUAAAAUCUUCAUAAAGCUAUGAAGGAUUAUGCUCAAAGUUUUAUUUUUUCCUCCUUAACUUUUGUCGCUCUAUUCUGCUUACACCGCCAGCCCUGCCCACAUUGUGACUGACAGCUGAGUCGAUGCGUUGUUAAAUCUAUGAGCACGUCUCUGUACCAAAUGCUAGAAUUCACAGCUAGUUAGCAAAAUGCUCUAAAAUGGAAAAUAACAAUUGUAGUUGGUUGUUAGUUUUAAUAAUUGCCCAUAAUGAAUAAAAUGGUUCCAAGGUAACUAAAUUUCCGGGUAUUCUAUAUAAUUAAAGGGCAUGGUGGCUUAGUUUUUUGCAUGCUAAGGCUCCAGGGGUUUGGAGGAUAAGCGGUACUGAAGAUGGAUAUAUGGAUCUAACUUUUCUUAGAGGUUGUAUUUGUUUAGUUUAAUUUAAGUGAUAGUUAUUAAGCUAACCAGUGAUUAGCGAGUUACUACUAUAAAAAACAGCCAACCAACCGUCACCGUGAUUAGCUUUGCCUACACUAAACGGCAAAAAAAGCAUAAUCACGAAGGGCUAGCGAUUCCCUUGAGGCUAAAUAUUCCCCAGAUAUCCAAAGAAUGGCUUUAUACGAAUAAUUCGACCAUAUUUCCUUAGUAAAAAUCCUCCUACAUACUCUGCGUCCUACUUGUUGAAUGCUGACGUGCAAAAGUUUGUUUUACGUGAAUGCACUUAUACAAGCUACCAGGUUCCAGCUAGCAAACAGCUGCCUCAUGUCUUAGCCUUUUGCACCAUGUUAUUUUCUUUUUCUGUACAUUUUUUUGUUCUUUCCACAUGUAUAUGUGAAUUGUACACCGUCAUUUCAUCGCAACAUUUUGUAACGGCUUUAUUUUGUUUUAAGGUUACUGCAAUCAAUUUCUUAAAAAUCGUACGUACUGUAAAGUACCGAUGAAACGUUCAGAAGCGAAAUAAAGUCAUUUGAAUUUGACAUGGUGCGAUUAAA